Molecule: messenger RNA, 747 nt
Organism: Rotaria sp. Silwood2
Lineage: Eukaryota; Metazoa; Rotifera; Eurotatoria; Philodinida; Philodinidae
Source: the annotation of a GenBank genome assembly
AUGGAUAAAAAGAAGGACAAGAAUUGUCUCCAAAACAUCGGUCAUUUUCAUGAUAUCGUUGGUGAAUAUGAUCGUGGCUUGGAUUACUACAAGCAAACACUAGCAAUGCAGCUCUAUCAAUCCUGUGAGGAUACUGAAACUUUUCUUGGAGAUCUUUAUCAACUCAUUAAAAAUUUGAAAAAACGCAAGGUUGAAUUUGGACCUAUGAAAACACAGGAUUCAGCUUUUAUAUUGUUAAAUGAAAUUAUGAAUUUUCGAAUUCGUAUAUUAGGUGAGAAUGAAGAUCAUCCGCACAUUGCUAUGAUCAUAGGAAGUAUGGGUGAUUUGUGUGAAGACACACAACUAUUCGUCAAAAUGGUUUAUUAUAAGCUUACCGUUACCAAAUUAGAAUUGAGUAGUGGCUCCACAGAAAUACUUGAUCGAUUAUUUCAGUAUAUCGAAAAACUUUAUUCUAUAUAUGAGCAAACAAACGACUAUGAUAAUGCACUUCAAUGCCUUAAGCGAAAGCUUCUAUUUGAAAUGCAACAUUAUCCGUCACAUCAUAUUAACAUUGUUCGUACUCUUGCUCGAAUGGGUUUUCUUUAUAGAAAAAUAGCGAAUAAUUCAUAUAUGGCUUUCAAGUGUUUUAGUCAAGCGCUUACUCUUUAUAAAAUUGUUGAAAGAGAGGAUGAUACACAGGACAUGGAAGAUAAUCUAACUGAGCAAGUUAUGUGCGAACUCAUGAAUAUGCGAAACUCCAUAUCAUAG